Carcharodon carcharias (great white shark) is the source of this 3240-nucleotide messenger RNA. Its product is annotated as plastin-3-like. Bases 209 to 2095 code for a protein of 628 amino acids. Gene Ontology annotation, cellular component: cytoplasm; actin filament bundle; actin filament. Lineage: Eukaryota; Metazoa; Chordata; Chondrichthyes; Lamniformes; Lamnidae. Gene Ontology annotation, molecular function: actin filament binding; calcium ion binding. The record is from RefSeq and is a predicted model, not a curated record. Gene Ontology annotation, biological process: actin filament network formation; actin filament bundle assembly. The transcript is spliced from 17 exons.
AGCAUCUGGAUCUCGGCGGCUCCCGGUGCGGUGUCUUCCCUUUCCCCUGUGGACUGGCAGCGGGCUGCAGACAACGCCGAGCAAAGUUAUUGAAGAACACUCCUGUGAGAUGAGGCCAGUUGUAAACCAACAGGCUGAUUUUACUUUGUAAAGAAUGAACUGGCUUUGAAUCAGUAACCUGAAGUUGGAUUAUAUCCGUGUUAAGGAAAUGGACACUGUAACACACAUUGCCAAGGAUGAGUUAGAAGAGCUCCAUGAGGCUUUUAAAAAAGUUGAUCUCAACAGCAAUGGCUACAUUAAUGACUCCGAACUCCAUGAUCUUUUCCGUGAAGCCAAUGUUUCAUUACCUGGCUACAAAAUAAGAGAAAUCGUUGAGAACCUCAUGACCGAAGGGGACAAAGACAAAGAUUGCAGGAUCAGCUUUGACGAGUUUGUUUCCAUUGUUCAAGAUUUGAAAAGUAGCCAUGUUGCUAAAACGUUCAGAAUGGCCAUCAACAGGAGAGAGGGCAUCUGUGCCAUUGGUGGAACAUCUCUUCAGUCCAGUGAAGGAACCCAGCAUUCUUAUUCAGAGGAAGAAAAAUAUGCAUUUGUUAACUGGAUAAAUAAAGCCUUGGAGAGUGAUCCUGAUUGUAACAGUAUGCUGCCUAUGGAUCCCAAUACAGAUGCUUUGUUUACAGCUGUUGAUAAUGGCAUUGUACUCUGCAAAAUGAUCAACCUCUCUGUGCCGGAUACAAUUGAUGAAAGGACUAUUAACAAGAAAAAGCUCACAGCAUUUACUAUUCAGGAAAACCUGAAUCUUGCUCUGAACUCUGCCUCUGCCAUUGGCUGUCAUGUUGUCAACAUUGGUGCACAAGACCUGAGAGAAGGAAAGCCCCAUUUGGUCCUCGGACUUCUGUGGCAGAUUAUCAAGAUUGGGCUGUUUGCUGACAUCGAACUCAGUAAAAAUGAAGCGCUGGUUGCUUUGCUUCGUGAUGGGGAGAGUCUGGAGGAUCUGAUGAAGCUGUCCCCUGAAGAGCUGCUGUUACGAUGGGCUAAUUACCAUUUGGAGAAUGCAGGCUGCCAGAAAAUCAACAACUUCCACUCGGAUAUCAAGGAUUCGAGGGCUUACUAUCAUCUUCUGAAUCAGAUUUCACCAAAAGGCAAUAAAGAAGGAGAAUCAUGUAUUGACAUCAACAUGUGGGGCUUGAAUGAGAAAGAUGACCUGAAGCGGGCUGAGUACAUGUUGCAGGAGGCAGACAAACUGGCCUGCAGACAGUUUGUCACGCCAGCAGAUGUUGUCCAAGGGAACCCUAAACUGAACUUGGCUUUUGUAGCUAAUCUGUUCAACAAAUAUCCAGCGCUUCAGAAGCCUGUAAAUCAAGACAUUGAUUGGAGUCUGCUGGAAGGUGAAACACGUGAAGAAAGAACCUUCCGCAAUUGGAUGAAUUCGCAAGGUGUAAAUCCAGCAGUGAAUCAUCUGUAUAGUGACUUGGAAGAUGCCCUCGUGAUAUUACAAUUGUACGAAAAAAUCAAGGUCCCAGUUGACUGGAACAAAGUGAACAAGCCACCAUAUCCCAAACUAGGUGCUAACAUGAAAAAGCUGGAAAACUGCAAUUAUGCAGUUGACUUGGGAAAGGAUCGAGCAAAGUUUUCUCUUGUCGGUAUUGAUGGAAAGGAUCUGAAUGAUGGAAAUUCAACACUAACUUUAGCCUUGGUCUGGCAGUUGAUGAGAAGGUAUACGUUGAAUGUUCUUGAAGAACUGGGUGAUGGUCAAAAAGUCAAUGAUGAUAUCAUUGUCAAGUGGGUAAAUAAGACAUUGAAAGAGGCAGGCAAGAAAACUACUAUCCAGAGUUUUAAGGACAAGAAUUUAAGUUCAAGUUUACCCAUACUGGAUUUGAUUGAUGCGAUUCAACCUAACUCUAUUAACUAUGAGCUGGUGAAGACUGGGGUCCUUUCUGAUGAGGAUAAGCAAGAAAAUGCCAAAUAUGCUGUGUCAAUGGCUAGAAAAAUUGGAGCUCGUGUAUACGCCCUUCCAGAGGACCUGGUUGAAGUGAAGUCUAAGAUGGUUAUGACUGUAUUUGCCUGCUUGAUGGGCAGAGGAAUGAAGAGAGUGUAAAAUAACAUGCUGAAUUAUAAAGACAAAUGUCACCACAAGCAAGUGAUUGGCCUUUCAGAUAUUUCCAGGUUGAAAUAUGCUGUUGGCAGAACUAGUUUUGUUUUUCUGCUUUCCAAAACUAGAACAAGGUGCUUGGAGAGGAGAGAAUUGCAUAUAUUACUUUUCCCUGAUGUGGUAAUCCAUUAAUUUAGCAAGGUACACAAUGAAAUGCAUUCAUAUAUAUUAACACAGAAGAUGCCGACCUACUGCAUUAUAUCAUCACCAACAGGUUUUUUCCCCCCUCAGUUAAAGUACUGGUCAUAUAUUGUCAUUGGAUAUGGAUUAUGCUGGGCUUUCAUUUUAAGUUACUUUUAGAUUGGCUUUGAGGUGAUCGCUGUUGCAUUUGAGGUUUAUCAGAUGGAACUAAAUUUUGAACGAAAGCUAAAGAUCUCACUUUUACAGAUAUUAACAAUCACUGUUCUUUGUUAUAUUCCACAUAACUAACUUGUGAUUUUUUUUUCCCAAUGUUGUAUGUGCACUGUUCAUUGUGUAUAAUCUAACCCAACACUGCUACUUUUCAGUGUUUCAAGACAAUUUGCAGUAUAAAAGUUCCCUUUUUGUUUAAAAUAAAAGUUUCAAUGAAGGUUUUAGGCCAAAAACAUUCACUUGUUAUUUUUCCUCUCUUUAGUAAUGACCGACAUAUGCAUUUUCUGUAUGUAUUUUAUUUUUGGUAAAGAUUAUGUAGCCCUUCUAACUCUCCAUUCCAGAUAUAGUCUUCAGUACAUUCCAUAGUCCAAGUAAUUAUGAAUCGUUUUACUAUGUAUCUUGAUAUCUUUUAAAAUUUGCUUUUCUAAAAAACAAUCGCAUGAGAGAUCAUACAUGUUAUUUAAAAAUAUUAUGCAAUCAUUAUAUGCAGGAAAGUGCCAAAGUUCUUGUGUUUAGAAAACUGCAUCAGACUGAAAUGUGUUGGGAAAGUAGGACCUUGAAGGUGCUUUGGCUCAUCACCGGGUUCACAAAGCAGAAAAUCCCGAGAUCUUUGGGGUGUGUUUUAAAUCCUGGGAUUCAGAGUUUACUAAUCUAAGAUUUUAAUUGCUCAGCAAAGCUUUCAUUAAUAUAGUAUGGAAAUGGUGGCAAAUGGUUGAUGAAAAUAAAAGUUUUGAUACGUA